Anthostomella pinea is the source of this 1446-nucleotide messenger RNA. The record is from the annotation of a GenBank genome assembly. NCBI's taxonomy places the organism in Eukaryota, Fungi, Ascomycota, Sordariomycetes, Xylariales, Xylariaceae.
AUGAACCAAAAGGCCGAAGCAGAAGCAAAGGGAUGGCGAACGUUCGCCAGAUCAGAGCUUCUAUUUUACAAAAACAAUUUGCGUAUCGGGUGGGAUGGUUCGGAACCGCAGGAACCGGAUUCCCCAUCUGCGACGUCUCUCGCCCGCCAGCCGACCAUUACGGAUUUCGAUAUCCAGGAUGUGCUGGAAUGGGAACAAUCUGUCACUCAAUAUGACAAGUGGCUUGAACAAGACAAGACGGAACUGUACGACUACAUGUGUGGGGAUCUGAACGGCACGGCCGUCUAUGUCACGCCGAAAGAGAAAGCCAUCAAGGAUAUCGGAGAUCAUUCCAGGACCACUGUUAUCCCACCACAAGAUCUGAUCACCCUGCUCGAAUUGCCACGGCUUGAUGGAGAAAAGAUGGUUCGACAUCUCUCGGGCUUCAUGAAGGAUUCACCUCCACCGCAACAUGGAAAUACUACCGAUGCCAAGAACCUCAACUCACUUGGGCUCUCCAUGCAGCUGCUCUGCACAGCUUCGAAGGUUUACUCGUUGUUACCUGGGGCGACUAUAUCUCUUAUGAUUCUCAACGAAAUCUUCCAUGUCUCGCCGUUGGCCCGAGCCGGCACUCGUGCCAUUAAUCACCCGCUCUUAGGUCCGUUCCAGCCUGUGGAGUGGACCCUUGCCGAGACACUCUCUUUCAUCGCAUGGGCUGAAACUGGGGGCCUCCUCCUAAAGCCCAGGGAUUUGAAACAGGUUCUCGCUCUGUCCACCGGAAAUUCUAUUUACGCUGCUGCUUCUCUGUUCGCCGAUCCAUACGAUGUGUGCCAGGGCUACGAGUUGCGUCGGAUUGUGGGGAAUGUCGGGAGGGCUGGUGUUUCCAUGCUGGUACCCCCAAUUAACCCUAAGCUACAGAACCCCAGGGCGGAUACUUGGAACGUGAUCAACCACGAGGCAUUCACGGGGAAAACCCAGUGCCUAAAUAACUUUGAGAACACUAGCCUCCAUCUCUCUUUCACGGGCUAUGAGCAGCCCGUCCCGGGCGGCGUUGUCAAUGGUUCAAGGGACGUCGGCGCAUGCUACCUUGAGACCGUCAUUUCGGUCUUCGAUCGGGGCAGAAAAGUCGGCGACCUAGACAUUCUCAAGGGCAUAGAUGACUCUAUGUUUUCAAGGCUAUCCACAUGCACACACACGUCCAAUUGGAGCAUUGAUUGCGACAGCAUGAGCUUGCAAUGGACGUGUAUUGACUCAUGGGAAGAGAUGCUGGAUAUGCCCGACAACCGUACGUGCAUUGUACGGGCUCACAAAAACGCCCUCUCGCGCAUCGCCGCCGCCGUUGUGUGCGUACAGCAAGGUGAACGUAGAUUCAUCGUGCUGCCGCCGAAACCCUGCUACGCGUGUGUCGUGGAAAAGCUUGGUCAUGGAGGCUGGGGGGAGGGGCAGAACACAGUGUUGAUAUGCUGA